Sphenostylis stenocarpa is the source of this 1305-nucleotide messenger RNA. NCBI's taxonomy places the organism in Eukaryota, Viridiplantae, Streptophyta, Magnoliopsida, Fabales, Fabaceae. The record is from the annotation of a GenBank genome assembly.
AUGGUCUUAGAGGAGAGUGUAGUGCAUGAUGUGAGGCUAUCAUCAGUCGGGCCCGGCCGGGCCACCGGGUCGGACGUUUUCCACAACCCAAGUGGGUUGGACUUGGCCAUGAAACUUCACUACCUCAGAGUGGUGUACUUCUUUGAUAGUGAGGCUGCAGAAGGCCUAACCAUCAUGAAAAUAAAGGAUGCCAUGUUCACUUGGUUCAACCCUUACUUCAUCACCUGUGGGAGGUUCCGGAGAUCAGAUUCUGGAAGACCCUUCAUCAAGUGCAAUGAUUGUGGAGCAAGAUUCAUUGAGGCCAAGUGCAGCAAAACCCUAGAUGAGUGCCUUGCCACCAAGAAUUCUUCCCUCUACAAGUCGCUUGUCUCUCACCAAGUCAUUGGUCCAGAACUAUCCUUUUCUCCUCCUGUUUUAUUGCAGGUAACUACAUUUAAGUGCGGUGGAAUUUCAUUGGGUCUUAGUUGGGCCCAUGUAUUGGGGGACCCACUUGCAGCUACAGAAUUCAUAAACUCAUGGGGCCAAGUAAUGAAUAAUUUGGGCCCGAAAAUGCUUUCCAACAUCCCAAGAUCCGUCCCAAAACCCAUACAAUCUGGACCCGAAAAGGAUCCAAUUUCAGCAAAACGAAUCGACCCGGUGGGUGAUCAUUGGAUCCCACCCAACAACAAGAAAAUGGACACAUUCUCCUUCCACCUAACAACCUCCCAAUUGAACUACUUGCAAGCACAAAUUUGGGGUCCAAGUCUUGACCAAACCCCCCCUUUUGAAUCCCUAUGUGCCAUGAUCUGGCGUUGUGUGGCUCAAUUUCGAGCAGGACCCGAACCUAAAACUGUUACCGUGUGCCGACUCGACCCGAGUAAGAAGGACAAUGACAUAAUUGGUAACAACCAAGUGAUAUCCAAAGUUGAGGUUGGAAGUGAAUGUUGUAUUAUUGACAUGGAUUUGAGUGUUUUGGCAAGCAUGCUUAGGGAUGAAGGUGUUGAUGAGAGGAAGCAAAUUGAGGAAGCAAUUGAGAGAGACGAAGGUGUGAGUGAUUUCUUUUUGUAUGGUGCCAAUUUGACAUUUGUAGACUUAGAAGAAACCAAUUUGUAUGACUUGGAAUUGAAGGGACACUCACCAACAUUUGUUUACUACACCAUUCAAGGGGUUGGAGAUGAAGGGGCUAUUUUGGUGUAUCCAUCGUCACAUGGUUCUAUCAAGAAUGGUGUUGAUGCGAAGUUUGUGACUAUGAUUUUGCCAGAAGAUGAAAUGGAGAAGAUUAAAUCUGAGCUCAAGUUGAAUGGUUUUCUGCUUGAGGAUAAUUAA